AUGAAAAAUGAUGGAAUUACAAAAAAUAAAUCGCUUAAAAUUUUAGUAUUAUUUUAUGUAAUAAUUAUCUACUUGAAUUUAAAAAUAAACUGUGAUACUUUGAAUAAACAAAAUAAAAUUGAAAAAAACAACUUAGAUAUAUAUAAAUCAGUAAUUAUUGAUGCAGGAUCAACUGGAACAAGAAUUCAUAUUUAUAACUAUAAAAUAGAAAAUAAUAAUGAAGAUAUAAAAAUUUUCAUUCCUUCUAUAAGUCAUAAAGCAUCUCCUGGAUUAGUUUAUAUGUUAAAUAAUUAUUUUUCAGGUGAUGAAAUAAAUUUUUAUGAUUAUUUUAAGAAAAUCAAAGAUUUUAUAUACGAAAAUGUUGAAAAAGAAGAGCGAUCAAACACCGUUAUAUUAUUUAGAGCAUCUGGUGGGUUUAGGUUAUUAAGUAUAAGUAAAUCAGAGAAAUACAUUAACUUUCUUAAAGAUUAUUUGUAUAAUAAUUUUAAUGAAUUUUUGUUAAUUGAUGAAUUAUUAAUAAAAGUAUUAAGUGGAAAAGAAGAAGCUAUUUUAUCUUUUAUAUCAAUAUAUUCUCUUCUAGAAAAAUCUAUACAUAGCCCCAUAAUAUUUUCUAAUGAUAAUAAAAAUAGUGGAAGUGAAAAACAUAAUGUAGAUCUAAGUAAUGAUAUUAAUGAUAAUAAAGAAAUUAAUGUUAUAAAUGAUGAUAACAAUAAAUAUGAAAACAACAAUAACGAUAGCAUUGGGGUAAUAGAAAUAGGAGGAGCUUCAGCUCAAAUUGUGAUAAAAAUUCCAUUAUCUAAAAUGAAUGAUGAUAUUUUAAAUUUAUUUAAUUAUAAACAUAAGGAUAAUAAAAAAAAUUCUAUUAUUGAAGAAAAUUAUAAAAAUAAAAACAUAGUAAAAAUUAAAUUAUUUCGUAAAAAUAUUUUUUUAUAUUGCAAAAGUUACUUAGUACUAGGAAGACAAAAUGCAAUGAAAACUUACUUGCAUUAUGUUGUUCACAAAAAUAAAAAAAACAAAAAAUUAAAUAAAUUUAUUCCUAUUCCGUGUUUCCCUAAGAAUUUCAAAUUUUAUAUUAGCAAUUUAUUUAAAACAUCCAUUGAAGAGAAUAUAGAUGAAUAUGAUGAAAAAAAAAUAUUAAAAAAAAAUGAAUAUAUAGGAAUUGGUACAGGAGACUUAAAUUUAUGUAGAAAAGAAAUACAAAUAAUUUUAAAUUAUUCAGAAAUUGAUAAUUUGCCUUUUAGAUUAAAAAAAUUUAUAAAAUUAUAUGCAAUUGAAAAUUUUCAUCAUUUUGCAACUGAUAUCCUUAAUAUUUCAGAAAAUUUUAAUCCAUUAUUAAUUAACACAAAUAUGUAUUUAAAAAAAGCUGAAGAAUUGUGCCCUCUUACUGUAGAGGAAAUUAGAAAAUUGGUUAACCCUAAUGCAAAUAUUGAAAAGGCUCAAACAUCUUGUUUCGGAUUAGUAUUUUUAUAUGAGUUUCUACGACAUAUUUUUAAGAUUGAUAAUGCAAUAUCAUUUUAUUCUACAAAUUACAUAAAUAACACUAUGAUAACAUGGACUAUAGCAGUUUUAUUGAUGGAAAUUCCACCAUAUCUUGAUUUAAUUAAAAAAAAGAAAAAAAUAAAUUAUGACAAUGAUGAACUUUAA
Molecule: messenger RNA, 1644 nt
Organism: Plasmodium gallinaceum
Lineage: Eukaryota; Apicomplexa; Aconoidasida; Haemosporida; Plasmodiidae
Product: adenosine-diphosphatase, putative
Exons: 4
Coding region: 1-1644 (547 amino acids)
Biological process (GO): nucleoside diphosphate catabolic process
Cellular component (GO): membrane
Molecular function (GO): nucleoside diphosphate phosphatase activity
Source: RefSeq, a predicted model, not a curated record